AAAAAAACUACGUUCAUGGUCUGCACGCCGAAUACAGAGAAGGAACAAGCUUUUAUUUUGAAGACCACGCACCGGAUGCUGUCCGCUGAGAGCGGGACGUCGGAAGAAAGUUUCUUCCGCCGCUUCACUUCACUCCCUCUCGCCACCGUCGACAGGAGGCUCUGCGCUAGUACCUGCGAUAUAACGCUCACCAUGGCAGAACAGGAACCCACACCGGAGCAGCUGGAGGAGCUCGCCGCCGCCAACAAGGAGGGCGAGAACGCGGUGAACUACAAACCUCCGGCCCAGAAGAGCCUGCAGGAGAUCCAGCAGCUGGACGAGGAGGACGAAAGCCUGCGCAAGUACAAGGAGGCCCUGCUGGGCAAGGUGGCCACGGUCGCAGAUCCCAGCGUCCCGAACGUCCAGGUGAUGCGAAUGACUCUGGUGUGUGACACGGCUCCGCAGCCCUUGGUGCUGAACCUGCAGGACUUGGACAAAUUAAGGAAGAACCCGUUUGUGAUGAAGGAGGGAAUCGAGUACAGAAUAAAGAUCACCUUCAAGGUCAACAAGGACAUCGUGUCGGGCCUGAAGUACACCCAGCAAACGUUCAGAAAAGGAAUCAAACUUGACAAGUCGGACUACAUGGUCGGCAGCUACGGGCCCAAAGCGGACGAGGAGUACGAGUUCCUCACCACCGUGGAGGAGUCCCCGAAAGGCCUGCUGGCCCGCGGCACCUACAACAUCAAGUCCAAGUUCACCGACGACGACGAGCACGACCACCUCUCCUGGGAAUGGAGCCUGACCAUCAAGAAGGACUGGACAAACUGAUCCCUCCUCCUGGGCUCCUUCCUGCUGUCAUUCUGUUGUUCCUGUCUGGAUUCUCUCCCUUUUUUUUUUUAAGCUUCUGCUCUCGCCGUCCAUCGACAACCUGAUUUUCUUCCCCCCCUCUUCCUGAUUUCUAAUCACUUCAUCGUUCCUCCCCUUUGUAGCGCUUUCGUUUGUUUGCACCCGACCUUCUUGUUCAGUAUCGAGUCUUUAAAAAAUGGAGAGAGUGAUAAUGUGCACAAUCCAGACGGUUUUCUUAUAAAAGAAAAAACAAGUAAAAAAUAGAUAGUCUGUUAGCUGCUUUAGGAAGUGGCCCACUGUGGGAUCCAUGCUGCCCUUUAACCCGCUUUCAUUCCUUUUGUACAAUUACUGUGAUCCGCCUUCCUAAAGCCUUUGAGCAGAUUAUUUGUACCAGGCUCUUUGGAGCAGAGACCACCUCUAUUUCAAUUUAGCACCUGCCGAAAGGUAGACUAAAUGACCUCUGACCCCUAGCUGUAGGUGUGGCUGUUCCUCUCCUGAUCAGGGUAUGCUGGCAGGUUUCUUUUAUGUUUUUUUUCUUAGCAGCCACGAGGCCUUAACAAAACCCCACAGGGAGAAAUAACCUGAUUGAGCCAUCUGCCUUCCAGACAUCAUGUGAGCGUGUUUAUAUAUAUACUUGCAAUCAGGACCAAGACCCGUCAUCAACAGUUUUGGUGAUUUGAACAUCUAGUACUUGAUUUCUAAUUAUGGAUUUAAAUGAACAUCUUUUAAGACGACUGUAAAAGUGCAGGUUGUGCUGCUGGCCUUCUGCCGCCCUCUUAAACCCGCUCACCUGGUAUUACUAAAGCUAAGCAUUAGCAUCGCUGACUGUGCCUCCGGUCUCUUACAGCCACUCGCGGCUCCUCGGUGAAGUGAAAUGUCGUCUGUAAUUGACUUCUUGUAAAGUACGUGGACAUCAGGGCCCAAGCAGACCUUUCUUAUACACUCCAGUUGGCGGGCCGGGGCGUCUGCGUCCGGCAUCACGGGCCCGUGUUCUCGACUGAAUGUUUCCACUUGUAUCUCCUGUGUUCACAUUAAAGUGUUCAGACUGGG
This is a messenger RNA of Pungitius pungitius (ninespine stickleback), 1875 nucleotides long. Its product is annotated as rho GDP-dissociation inhibitor 1-like. The transcript has 6 exons. NCBI's taxonomy places the organism in Eukaryota, Metazoa, Chordata, Actinopteri, Perciformes, Gasterosteidae. Gene Ontology annotation, molecular function: Rho GDP-dissociation inhibitor activity; protein binding. The coding region runs from base 16 to 807 and encodes 263 amino acids. Gene Ontology annotation, cellular component: cytosol; cytoplasm; membrane. The record is from RefSeq and is a predicted model, not a curated record. Gene Ontology annotation, biological process: Rho protein signal transduction.